CGCCUGGGCAGAGACAGAGCGUCCGUCCAACGGGAGCGGCGGAGACUGGCCGGAGGGAGCGUCGGACAAGGACGUUCGGAUGGUGGUGAUCCAGUUCGUGUACGCGCUGGUGUGCCUGGUGGGACUGGCCGGGAACGCCAUGGUGAUCUUCGUCAUUCUGAGGUACGCAAAGAUGAAGACGGCGACCAACAUCUACCUGCUCAACCUGGCGGUGGCCGACGAGCUCUUCAUGCUCAGCGUCCCGUUCGUGGCGGCGGCGGCGGCUCUGGGGCGCUGGCCUUUCGGCCCGCUCAUGUGCCGGGCGGUGCUGAGCGUGGACGGCCUCAACCAGUUCACCAGCGUCUUCGGCCUGACCGUGCUCAGCGCCGACCGCUACGUGGCCGUGGUGCACCCCAUCAAAGCGGCCCGUUACCGGCGCCCCAGCGUCGCCAGGCUCGUCAACCUGGGCGUCUGGCUGCUCUCGCUGCUCGUCAUCCUGCCCAUCGUGGUGUUCGCCGGUACUGCUGUGAAUUCCAACGGCGAGGUGGUGUGCAUGUUCCUGUGGCCCCGGCCCGCCUGGUCAGUGGCGUUUGUCGUCUACACCUUCCUGCUGGGCUUCUUGCUGCCCGUGCUCGCCAUCGGCCUGUGCUACCUGCUCAUCAUCCUGCAGACCCGGGCUGUGGCCCUCAAAGCCGGCUGGCACCAGCGUCGGCGCUCCGAGCGCAAGCUCACCCGCCUGGUGCUGACCGUGGUGGCCGUCUUUGUGAUCUGCUGGCUGCCUUUCUACGCCGUGCACCUAGCCGGCGUCUUCCUGGCCGAGCUGGACACCACUGUCAGCCACCUCUGUGUGAUCCUCAGCUACGCCAACAGCUGCGCCAACCCCAUCCUCUACGGCUUCCUGUCCGACAAUUUCAGGCGCUCCUUUCAGCGGAUUCUGUGCUUCCGCUGGCUGGAGAACGGUACUGAGGAGCCGGUCGACUACUAUUCCACCGCUCUCAAGAGCAAAUUGGGCAGCCCACUGGAGUUCCAGCCUGCUGAAAACAUUGCCUCCGAGACUGUUUACAGAAACGGUACUUGCACCUCAAGAACAACCACCUUAUGAAUUCAGCGACAAGCACCUCUUGACUGUUUUCCAGGUGAAAUCUAUUUUACUAAAGAUUACUUAAAGAUGACAAAUUGUCAGUUCCACCGUUUGUUUACAAGUCAGUUUCAUCAGGGAUUUGUGAUGGUGGGUGUCCAUUGCACACAGGUGUGUGCCCUUGUCACUUUUCCAGUGAAUCUCUCUCCCUCUUUCCUGUGCGUCCCCCGUCCCUCGCUAUUCACUGACAGGCGCUGGUACAAAAGAUAAAGAGCCGAAAGUGUUGGAGAAACUCAGCGGUGUUCUCUCACCGUCUGUAGGGAGAGGAAAACAGAAUGAAGGUUUGGCCUCAAAAAUGGUUAACUCUGCUCAAAUGCUGAUAGACCUUGCUGAGUUUCUCCAGCACUUUUGUUUUUAAAAAUAAUUUCACAUGUCCAGCAUCCACAGUAUGCUUUAAUAUAUGCCUUUAUAUCAACAUGGGCUGCAUUGACAACCUCUACUUUUCCACCUGUAAGGGAAUUUGUCCAGGGUGGUCUGUCCAUCAAACUUGACUGAGGUUUCAAGAUCAUUUCUGUAACCCCAUCGUUAGAUGUGCAAAAUCAGUGAUGGGGACCAAAUUGUUCAGUUCAUCACCCAAUGCAGUCUCAGUGUUUGUUACAGCACUAAUCUGUUGAUCAAUGGUUGGGGGAAAUGACAAUGCAUUAUACGUUUCAAGCUGAGAACCCAGAAUAUAAACUACCACACAAGAUCAGAUUUGUAAUUAUUGCAACAACAAUUUUCCUGUUGUGUUAAGAAAGUGACAGCCAGUGUUUGAAUUAUAUCCAAAUCACAUUUGCUUUAAAGGCAGGGGAUGUUUUCCAAAUAGGCAAUGUACAACGCCCCCACUUCUCCAUCACAUUCACGGUCUGUACUGUACUACAAUCAUGUCUUUGUAAAUACAGCCCUGCUCUGUGUCCUCAAAUUGUGGACUAUACUAAAAGCCAUUUCAAUUGACCUCACAUUUAACAUUGUAACUACAGGCUGCACAGUCACUGUGUGAUAUUCAAUAUACGGAGUUGAGUGAGCAAUUCUGCAGGUAGACUACUUUAUCACAUUAAAGUUUCCCCAGGAAAAUGGGAAAAAAAAAACAUCUAUUGCUGCAGGGUGAAAAAGUAUAGUCAUGUCCCAAUGGAUUAAUUUUCACAUUUGUAGGAUGUAGAAUCUUUGGAAUUCUUUACCCCAGAGGGCUGUUGAACCUCAGUCAUUGAGUAUAUUCCAGACGGAGAUUGAUAGAUCUCUAGAGAUUAAAGACAUUAAGGAAUAUGGGGAUAGUGUGGGAAAAUCGAUUUUACACAGAAGGUCAGUUGUGACCCAAUUGAAUGGUGGAGUAGGCCCAAUGGGCUAAAUGGCCUACCCCUGCUCUUCUGUUCCUAUGGAUUAGAUUACAGAUGUGCACACAGUUUAGAAAUUGUGACAUUCAACUGGAUAGUUAAAAUGAGAUAAUAUGGAGCUAAUGAACUAAGGCAACAUCUGAUAUGAGCACACAUCAGGUAAGAGAGAAGGGAAACAUUAGUUCUUUCAGUCAAGCAUCUAAAGAUUGUUCUCUCAUCCCCAAAAUGGAUUUUGGAAUGAAAAAUACACUAUUCAGUUUAAAAGCACACUUACAGCUGCCAAAAAUAAAAUCUCAAUAUCCGACUUAUUGCUAAUCAUAAAGAGAACCAUUGUAUCCUUAAACAAAGUCGCAUUUGAAAACGAAGAUUCAGAUUAUAUCUUGAGUGACACUCUGCACUGCUGCAUUUUUUAUGCUGUUGUACAAGCAGCUAAUUUAUUCAUAAUAAGAAAACCUUCAGAACAUUGCAAAAUGCAUUAUAGCCAAGAAAGAGGUUUGAAAAGUGUAGUGUCUGUUGUGGGGAACUGUCACAGUUAAAUCAUUAAACAGAUGACCAAAUGAUCUGACUUUAGAUAUUAUUUGACAGGUAAGUGUUGGAGAGACACCCCUGCUUUUUUUCAAAAAGCUCAAUGGGAAACGAACACUCACCAGAGAGAAUAAACUGGACCUUUGAUCAACCAUUCAGCCAAAAGGCAAAGCUGCUGCGCUCACUGAAGUGUCAGCCUUGAAUAUCUUGCAGAUCUCCAAAAAAGAUCUUGAACUCCUGACCUUCUAAUUUAGAUGUGAGAACAUUGGGCCAAGGCUGAACCUUAGCUUGGCUUUUUCGUUACCAUCACCAAAUCAUUGGUGUUACCAAUUCAAAGAACAAUUUGCAAACUCAGCUCAUCAGGGCAGUGCAACAGCAACAAAAGUAAGGGCACAACAGGGAGAGAGAGAGAGGGGACUGAAUUAAAAUAAGGCAGUUCACCCUCCAAUGUGCCCACCUCUCUUUAAAGGCUUUGAUGGUGUUGAUAGACACCAAUGCCCCCUCUUCAAGGACAGCUGGGUGCGAACAUAGUCAUGGAAGAGGGCAGUCAGUUGGAGUUUGGCUAUUAAAUAGAAGAGUUCCUUAUUCAAAAAUAAAGUUGAACUUUAUGGGCCAUAAAAUAUUUCUUAACUAUGUGAGUGUACCAUCAUAUAAUGUAAAUUCAGAGGAGAGAGCUCUAAAUUUUUCUUCCACUUCCUAGGAGAUUAAGAGAGAAGUGCAGAUUAGGUGGGUAAACAAAAGUAAAUAGAUUUAUAAGAAAUAGUGGGUAGUGCCGAUGCUGGAGAAUCUGAGAGAGCAAGGUG
This is a messenger RNA of Rhincodon typus (whale shark), 3755 nucleotides long. RefSeq names its product somatostatin receptor type 1-like. Gene Ontology annotation, biological process: neuropeptide signaling pathway; cellular response to glucocorticoid stimulus. Gene Ontology annotation, cellular component: neuron projection; membrane. The transcript has 2 exons. Bases 80 to 1081 code for a protein of 333 amino acids. Gene Ontology annotation, molecular function: somatostatin receptor activity; neuropeptide binding. The record is from RefSeq and is a predicted model, not a curated record. NCBI's taxonomy places the organism in Eukaryota, Metazoa, Chordata, Chondrichthyes, Orectolobiformes, Rhincodontidae.